AUGGCGCGUGGUAGUAGUUCGAAUAACAACGCAAAUGUGAUUCAAUCUUCUCCUAUGGAGGACAAUUCCAGUCCCUACUAUCUUCAUCCCAGCGACAAUCCGAGCUUGCAGCUAGUUCCUCACGUGCUCACUAGAUCUAACUACAUUCAUUGGAGUCGAUCGGUUAACACUGCACUUUUGGCGAAGAAUAAGAUCGCCUUUGUCAAUGGAGCUCUUCGUCGACCAUAUGAUGAUGAUCUGCUAUUUCCAGCCUGGUUGCGAUGCAAUAGCAUGGUUGUAUCAUGGCUCAGAAACUCAAUUUCUCCUCAGAUCUGCUCCAGCAUAAUGUACCUUGAUGAUGCUCAUGAGAUCUGGUCAGAUUUACGCAUUCGCUUCUCUCAGCUUGACUCUGCUCGAGCCUAUCAAUUGAAGCAACGCAUCAUGUCUCUGAAUCAAGGAAAAGAUGAUGUCAAUGCCUACUUCACCAAUCUUCGAAUCGUUUGGGAUGAAUACAAGUACUUUCAACCAGUUGCUUGGUGCAUUUGUGCAACCUGCAGAUGCAAUAGUGCCUUAAAAUGGCAUGUGUAUCAGGAACAAGAGUGCACAAUGCAGUUUCUGAUAGGAUUAAAUCCUAUUUUCUCUCAGAUCCGAUCUACUAUCCUCUCUAUGGUUCCAAUUCCCCCUCUAUCAAAAGUUUUCUCACUUGUUUUGCAGGAGGAAAGACAACAAACUAUUGAUGGCUAUUCUUCAAUUAUAUCUCCUUCUAUGAGUUUUGGCAAAGGAAAAAGCAAAUUUGGUGCUGGUGGCAAGGAGAUCAAGUCUGUUAAUUUUGUGGAGGAUUGCAUUGAAGAUUCAUGUGAUAAAUCUGCCUUCUCUCCAUCAAUGAGCAUGCCUUCUCAGGAGCAAUGUCAGCAGCUCAUAAACUCGCUUCAGUCUCAACUUGCUGCUGCUGCCACCUUCACUCCAUCCACUCCAACUCCCUCCACCUCUGCCGCACCAAAUAUGCCUUUAUCUCCUCAUAAUGUUCCUUUCACAGCUCCUGUUACACAUAUUGGAACUGUGCACCUAACUUCCUCAAUCACUCUUUACUUUGUCCUAUAUGCAGCUUCUCAGGAAAUUGUGAUUGGGAGGGGUAUCGGAUUGGGAAAUUUGUACACACUUGAUGUUUCUUCUGAUUCCAAGAAUAUAGAAGGUUAUGUCAUUCCUUCUUCUUUUACUUCAUCUAUUGAUGUUUCUUACGCAAAUUCUGUUGCUAGCAUAGAUGUUUGGCAUAAAAGGUUGGGGCAUGUAUCCUUUGGGAAACUGAAAUCCAUGUCUGAUAUUCUCAAUUUUCCAAAUAAAACUCCUUCAUUGUGUGACAUUUGUCCUCUUGCCAAACAAAAACAUCUACCUUUCUCAAAAUCUGAUUCUAAUGCCACCAACUGUUUUGAUCUCAUACACUAUGAUGUCUAG
Molecule: messenger RNA, 1431 nt
Organism: Salvia splendens (bonfire salvia)
Lineage: Eukaryota; Viridiplantae; Streptophyta; Magnoliopsida; Lamiales; Lamiaceae
Exons: 4
Coding region: 1-1431 (476 amino acids)
Source: RefSeq, a predicted model, not a curated record